This is a messenger RNA of Drepanopeziza brunnea f. sp. 'multigermtubi' MB_m1, 216 nucleotides long. RefSeq lists its product as uncharacterized. The record is from RefSeq and is a predicted model, not a curated record. Lineage: Eukaryota; Fungi; Ascomycota; Leotiomycetes; Helotiales; Drepanopezizaceae.
AUGGAGACCGUCAAGAACGCUGCCAACUACGUCGCCGAGUCCGUCCAGGGCGGUGGUGCUCAAGCUUCCAAGGAGGCCAACAAGCAAGUGGCCAAGGACUCGGAUGCCAGCUUGACCAGCCGUGCCUCUGCUGCCAAGGAUGCCGUCUCUGACAAGAUGGACCAAGCCACCCACGAGACCAAGGCUGAUGUCCACAAGGAGGCUGCCAAGCACUAA